Molecule: messenger RNA, 3870 nt
Organism: Ixodes scapularis (black-legged tick)
Lineage: Eukaryota; Metazoa; Arthropoda; Arachnida; Ixodida; Ixodidae
Product: calpain-7
Exons: 18
Coding region: 141-2660 (839 amino acids)
Biological process (GO): proteolysis
Molecular function (GO): calcium-dependent cysteine-type endopeptidase activity
Source: RefSeq, a predicted model, not a curated record
GGUUGCAAGGUACGAACAAAAGUGAAAUGUUUCUCUUUUAUGCGUGAUCGGGAUGCGUUUAAUUGAGGCAAUUCUUUUACACACGACCGUCUCUGUCUUCUACAGGUGUGUCAUGCCCCGGGGCGACCGGGCUGGGCGUCAUGAGUGAUGAGAGGGCGCAGUUCGAACGCGAUGCCGUGGAGUUCGCCUCCAGGGCGGUCCAGUUCGAUAAGGAAGGCAGUGCUGGUCCCGCCGCCUUUUAUUACAGGGAAGCGGCCCAAGCACUGCAGUCAGCACUCCUGUCUGGCUCCCAGCUUGCUGGCAUUUCAGAGAAAUCCUCAGAGUACCUGGAUCGAGCCGAAGAGCUAUGGAAGCAAGCCUCGGGCAACACGCACCAGCAGGUGUCAAGCAGCGUGCAGCAGCUGGAGCUGGACCGGGCCAAGUUCCUGCUGGGCCAAGCCCUGGACGAGGACGAGGCCGAACACUGGCAGGAGGCCCUCGAGCUCUACACCCACGCCAUUGAGCUUUGCCUGCAGGCGAGAGGUGCAACAGAGGAUAAGUCUCUGCAGGAGAAGUUGGCCAGCAUUGCCACCAGGGGGCUGGAAAGGGCGGAGUGCCUCAAGGGUAAGCUGAGCAGCGAGAGCACCAUCAGGCCUGCGCCGUCGGCUCCCUCCCUCCAGGGGGCCCGGUCCCCGGGGCCGGCCAGGCUGGGCCCCAGGCGUGUGCUGAGCCCGGUGUCUUCCGAGGCCUUGUCUCCAGACCACUCCUCUAGACUGGGACCCAACGGGGAGGGCGCACAGGCCCCUAAGAGCAAGCUGCUGGUCAGUGGCAGUGACGGCUACACCCGCGAGGAGAUCGAGGUGCUCAGGAAGACGUCCCUAAUCAAUGGGCGGGAAUACGUCCCUUUCCUGGCCACGGAUCGCCAGGACCGCUUUGCCUUCAAGCUCCCGUUCUGCGACCCCGAGGGGAAGCUGUCCCUCUCCCCCAAGCAGCGAGACUCCUUCAGCCACUGGGUACGACCGGAAGACAUCUGCUACGACCCCAAGGUCAUUGAGCUGGUCGACUGCUUCAGCAUCAGGCAGACGGUGGUUUCCGACUGCUCCUUCGUGGCUUCCCUGGCAGUGAGUGCUCUGUACGAGAAAAGGUUCAAGAAGAAAAUCAUCACCAGCAUCAUCUAUCCCCAGAACAGGCAGGGCCUGCCAGUGUACAAUCCCUGCGGAAAGUACACCAUCAAGCUGAACAUCAAUGGGGUUCCCAGAAAGGUGGUGAUAGAUGACCAGCUGCCCAUGGGCAAGCGUUCAGAGCUGCUCUGCUCAUACUCUAACAACAAGAACGAAUUCUGGGUUUCUCUCCUGGAAAAGGCCUACAUGAAGGUCAUGGGAGGAUACGACUUUCCUGGCUCCAAUUCCAACAUCGACCUGCACGCUCUGACAGGCUGGAUCCCCGAGCGGGUAAGCCUGCACGGCGGAGGGGAGGUUCCGUUCGACCGGGAGGCCUUGUUUGCCAAGCUGCUGGAUCGGCACCAGCGGGGGGACGUGCUGGUGACCCUGGCCACAGGCGAGCUGGCAGAGGCCGAAGCCGACCGGUCCGGCCUGGUGCCCUCCCACGCCUACGCCAUGCUGGACGUUAAGGAGGUGCUGGGCAAGCGUCUGUUCCUGCUCAAGAACCCCUGGAGUCACCUGCGCUGGAAGGGGAAGUACUCCGAGCGAGACACGGUCAACUGGACUCCGGCCCUGUCCCAGGCUCUGCGCUACGACCCCAGGAACGCCGCCAUGUUUGACAAUGGGGUGUUCUGGAUCGACUAUGAUUCGGUGUGCCAUUUCUUUGACGUCGCCUACCUGAACUGGAACCCCAACUUGUUCCAGUAUACUUACUGCACUCACCGGACGUGGAAUGCCGGUACGGGGCCUGCCAAGGACCUGUACAACAUUGGAGAGAACCCACAGUACACGCUGGAGAUGACCAAGUCCGGCUGCGCCGUCUGGAUCCUUCUCACCCGGCACAUCACCGACAGGGAAGAUUUUGCCAAUAAUCGGGAAUACAUCACGCUUCUGGUGUACAAAAACAACGGGAAGAAAGUAUACCUGCCAUUCGACCCCCCGCCGUACCUGGACGGGGUGCGCAUCAACAGCCCGCACUACCUGUGCAAGAUGGUGAUCCCCCAGGGCGGAGACACCCGCUACACCCUGGUGGUGUCCCAGUACGAGAAAAGCAACACCAUCCACUACACCUUGAGGGCGUACGCCAGCUGCCCCUUCACCCUGGUGCCCAUCAGCAACCCGUACACGCACGUCAAAGAGGAGAAGCGUGGCGCCUGGACGUCCGAGACGGCCGGGGGCUGUGGCAACCAUCCCGAGACGUAUGGCCGCAACCCGGUCUACCAGGUGUGCCUGCAGACAUCGCACGACGACAACCAGAUGCUGGUCAGCCUCAAGGGCCCCAAGCAGUACCAGAUUGGGUUUGACGUGGUGACGGUGACGGCCAACAACCCCUCUUGUCCCAACGUGUUCUCACGGAAAGGAUCUGGGAUGUACAAGUCCGGCUUCACCGUGAUGGAGUUGGAGCGCCUUCCCGGAGGCAUCUACAACAUAAUCCCGUCCACUUUCAUGCCCUUCCAGGAGGGCCCAUUCUUCCUCACAGUCUCAGCCACGUGCCCGUUCAAAUUCUCGCGCAUCAAGUAGCGGAUCUCGUGACGCCGUGCCUGCUCGUGGGGGAAGGAGUUCGCCCACGGACAAAUUGAUUGUGUUUGACGACGCCAGUGAAAACCGAUUCUGGGUUAUCUCACUUUGUUGUGAACCAAUAGGAGAGCAAGAGGAAGGCCUACAGCUCUCAUUCUUCAAUAGAGAGUGCGGCAGUUGGUCUAGCGUGGUUCCUGUCGAGAUCGCUUUGUCUGUCAUCCCAGGCUUGUGCCACCAAAAAUUGGUUUUAGUUGGGAUAAAUUCUUUUCAAAUUUAGUCACUUCUUUUUUUAUUUAAUUAGUUUUUGUGUUGAGCAGCUUGAUAACAUUAGUCUCUGAAUUUUCUGGCAGGUUGCUGGUUCAUGGUCUUGACAACAAGCUUUCUCCAAGGCCCAUUUGCAUCAUUUGAAAAUGCGCCUUAGGUUGGAAAGUGCAAAAUAUUGACAGGUGGCUCUCAUCGCAUGUCAUACGUUGCUUUUGGCUUUGCUUACAAGUUUUCCUGCAGGCCCUAGCAAUGGGGACGUUGUACAUGUGCACUCUUUUUUCAAAAAUGAACCUGUGCACGUUUUCUGCGGAAAUAAUGUCGGACCCUUUUAUUCUAUAAGUAUAGGUCUCUGUUCAAAAGUGGAGAUAUUGAUAAAAUUUUGAUUCACAGACUUAAAUUUAAAUAUAUAGGCCUUUUCUGGGUGAUUCAUUCUGCUCACAACACCAUUUUAAAUUACCAUGGGUGAAUUAAGAGCACUUUAUUAUGUGAAUUGCUGCACUUGAAAGUUUGAGCUUAGCGGUACUUUUUGUGAUAUUCAAGUCACAUUGGAGUGAACAAUAUUUUCAUCUACAAAUGGCAUUGUAUAGCAACAUUUUACUGUUUAUUUUUCAGUCUCAUACUUUCUGAAGUGGUUCUGACAAAUUUACUUCUGUGCUUACAAUAUCUUAAUGACCGACUUUGAAAUUAUUUGUUGUAAGGGCAUCUUCAAUCAUCGUUUGUUGAAGCAAGCUCCCUGAAUCGAAAGCAGCUCAUUGUAUAUUGACCAGCUUGUUGGGAUGCAAAGCAGCAGAAUGCGGUGCCAGCGAUUGUGCGUUCACAUCAAAAGCUUCUUCAGUGAAGAACAUAUGUGAAAAUAAAAUAAUGAAGGUUGUUGGUUUCACACAUUUAUCAUGGCAGUGAAAUUAUUGUGUUUUGUUUGAUAUGUUUAAUAAACAGCUUAAUGCAAACA